AUGGUCGCUGGUGUGCGGUUGUUAGCAUGCGGUAGGCUUGCUGUGCGAGCCGUAUUCUCAGCAUCUGCCCUUGACAUUGGCGCAACCGUAACAGCAGAUUCUAUACAAACGACAGGAAAACGAUCGUUUGCUUCGCAGCCGUCAGCUUCUGGAAAAUCGGCUGAAAAUGCAGCGAAUGCUGCGACGUCGUCGCACGUCGAAAAUGUGAUUGCUAGCUGCGCAGGGUUUCCAAAAGAUAUGUUAAAUGGUCCCUCGACAGUUCUUGAAAAGGGUGUUUAUGGUGAUGAUGCGUGGUUUAUAUCAAGGUUUAAGAACACUUUUGUCGUCGGCGUCGCAGAUGGCGUUGGCGGCUGGAGAAAGUACGGAAUUGACCCAUCGCAGUUCUCUCGAAAAUUAAUGAAAGAAUGCGAAAAACGGGUACAAGGCGGCGAAUUCGAUCCGAAAAGGCCCGACACGCUGCUCGAAUACGCGUUCCGAGCAACCGCCGAAGCGCCAAGACCUGUCGGCUCGUCGACGGCGUGUGUUCUCGUUGUGCAUCAGGAGAAGCUUUACUCGGCGAAUCUCGGUGAUUCGGGUUUUAUGGUUGUGCGGAAUGGCAAAGUGAUACUCAAAAGCAGGGAACAGGUGCACUAUUUCAAUGCUCCUUUCCAGCUCACGUUACCUCCAGAGGGUUACCAGGGAUUCAUUGGAGAUAAUCCUGAUAUGGCUGACAGGGACGAAUUAGCUGUCAAAAAAGGAGACAUUAUUUUGCUUGCGACCGAUGGCGUUUGGGACAAUCUGAGCGAUCAUCAUGUGCUCGAGCAGCUCAAAACAUUAGACGAAGGAAAGCGGAAUGUGCAAGAGGUGUGCAAUGCUCUCGCUUUGACCGCUCGUCGUCUCGCAUUCGAUUCCAAACACAACAGUCCGUUCGCGAUGAAAGCGCGCGAGCAUGGAUUUUCGGCUCCCGGCGGCAAACCGGAUGAUAUAACAUUAACAGCGAAACCUGAUAAGGUUGUAUCAGCAUUAACUGACGGCUAUACGAAAUAUUGCAAUGAAACUGUAUUUUUCUAUAAUACAGAAAGCUUUGCUAAAAAAUUGAAAGGCAAAUAUCGAACCGAAUUCAUCGAUGAGCCGAAUACAAACCAUUUCUAUUGGGAUUAUUAUCAACAUGUCAUGUCUUCUUCUUCGUCUUCUUCUCCAGCUCAAUGGACAUUUGUUGGUGAUGAUCAAACAUAUUUGAUGGUUGCAAAUUUGCGAAAAACUCUUGAAAAUUUUAAUGAAAAUGAGCCACUCGUUUUCGGAAAAGUCGCUAGUAUUCCAACAUUUCUAUCAUGGAUUUUUCCAUUCUCAAAUAAAGGAAAAAUCGCGAUCCGAGCUGGCGUAGUGUUUUCUUCAAAUGCUAUUCGUCAAUUAGAGAAGUGCAGAGGAUUUUUCUUUGCUCGUUCAACUGAAUUUGCAUUAUAUGAAUGCUGCGAAAAGUUUUCUGUUCGCGUAACGGAUCCAUUCGACGAAAGCGCGCUACGACAGUUUCAUGAAUCCCCACCACGAACUCUAAUCACGCCGUCGUCGUAUUCAUUUCAAUUUUGGAAAGGGAAAACAAAACCAUGUUGCUCGGAUCAUGCUAUUACUUUUGGGCAACUUUCAACAAAGGAUAUGAGGGUCUUAGAAUAUGGCUCAACGUUGAAAGUGUUUGGACGCGGCGAAAUUGUGGAAAUCGAAGAUGAAAUGGAUGCGGGUGCUAAUUUAACAGCGGGUUUAUAA
Molecule: messenger RNA, 1740 nt
Organism: Caenorhabditis bovis
Lineage: Eukaryota; Metazoa; Nematoda; Chromadorea; Rhabditida; Rhabditidae
Source: the annotation of a GenBank genome assembly